Molecule: messenger RNA, 1748 nt
Organism: Saimiri boliviensis boliviensis (Bolivian squirrel monkey)
Lineage: Eukaryota; Metazoa; Chordata; Mammalia; Primates; Cebidae
Gene: DMAP1
Product: DNA methyltransferase 1 associated protein 1
Biological process (GO): DNA repair; chromatin remodeling; negative regulation of transcription by RNA polymerase II
Cellular component (GO): nucleus; Swr1 complex; NuA4 histone acetyltransferase complex
Molecular function (GO): transcription corepressor activity
Source: RefSeq, a predicted model, not a curated record
CUGCCGCGGCUUGGCGGGGACGGGGGAGUGGUAGUGGGGGCUGCUGCCGAGGGACCCAGGUGCAGAGGCGUGAGGGGCCAGGUGGCUGAAGGGGCCGUUAGGAACAUCCAAGCGGUGGGACACAGGCAGUACCCCGACCUGACCUGGACCACCCUCUUCCUCGCGGCCCGCUUCUUCAUUUCGCCUCCACUUGGGUCUGGAGUGUCCCUGUCCACUGAGCUGAGCCUGGUCCUUCCUCAGGCACUGACCCUCGACUUUGGGUCGCUCCCCCAUCUCUCAGGCGCAAUGGCUACGGGCGCGGAUGUACGGGACAUUCUAGAACUCGGGGGUCCAGAAGGGGAUGCAGCCUUAGGGACCAUCAGCAAGAAGGACAUUAUCAACCCGGACAAGAAAAAAUCCAAGAAGUCCUCCGAGACAUUGACUUUCAAGAGGCCUGAGGGCAUGCACCGGGAGGUCUAUGCCCUGCUCUACUCGGACAAGAAGGAUGCACCCCCACUGCUACCCAGUGACACCGGUCAGGGCUACCGUACAGUGAAGGCCAAGUUGGGCUCCAAGAAGGUGCGGCCUUGGAAGUGGAUGCCAUUCACCAACCCUGCCCGUAAGGAUGGAGCAAUGUUCUUCCACUGGCGACGUGCAGCAGAGGAGGGCAAGGACUACCCCUUUGCCAGGUUCAAUAAGACUGUGCAGGUACCUGUGUACUCAGAGCAGGAGUACCAGCUUUAUCUCCAUGAUGAUGCUUGGACUAAGGCAGAAACUGACCACCUCUUUGACCUCAGCCGCCGCUUUGACCUGCGUUUUGUUGUUAUCCAUGACCGUUAUGACCACCAGCAGUUCAAGAAGCGUUCUGUGGAAGACUUGAAGGAACGGUACUACCACAUCUGUGCUAAGCUUGCCAAUGUGCGGGCUGUGCCAGGCACAGACCUUAAGAUACCAGUAUUUGAUGCUGGGCAUGAACGACGGCGGAAGGAACAGCUCGAGCGGCUGUACAACCGGACCCCAGAGCAGGUGGCGGAGGAGGAGUACCUGCUGCAGGAGCUGCGCAAGAUCGAGGCCCGGAAGAAGGAGCGGGAGAAGCGCAGCCAGGACCUGCAGAAGCUGAUCACAGCGGCAGAUACCACUGCAGAGCAGCGGCGCACGGAACGCAAGGCCCCCAAGAAGAAGCUACCACAGAAAAAGGAGGCUGAGAAGCCGGCUGUUCCUGAGACUGCAGGCAUCAAGUUUCCAGACUUCAAGUCUGCAGGUGUCACGCUGCGGAGCCAACGGAUGAAGCUGCCAAGCUCUGUGGGACAGAAGAAGAUCAAGGCCCUGGAACAGAUGCUGCUGGAGCUUGGUGUGGAGCUGAGCCCGACACCUACGGAGGAGCUGGUACACAUGUUCAACGAGCUGCGAAGUGACCUGGUGCUGCUCUACGAGCUCAAGCAGGCCUGUGCCAACUGCGAGUAUGAGCUGCAGAUGCUGCGGCACCGUCACGAGGCACUGGCCCGGGCUGGUGUGCUGGGGGGCCCUGCCACACCAGCAUCAGGCCCAGGCCCGGCCUCUGCUGAGCCAGCAGUGACUGAACCCGGACUUGGCCCUGAUCCCAAGGACACCAUCAUCGAUGUGGUGGGCGCACCCCUCACGCCCAAUUCGAGAAAGCGACGGGAGUCAGCCUCCAGCUCCUCUUCUGUGAAGAAAGCCAAGAAGCCGUGAGAGGCCCCGCGGGGUGUGGGCAACGACGUUAUGUCAAUAGAAUUGCUGAGUUGGACCAG